AUAUUUUUCACUAUCAUUUAAUUGCUAAAAGCGACGGAUAUUAAUCGAAAGCUCUCAUCGUAUUAUUAUAAAUACCGUUUACUAAAUGCAGUCAGCGACACAUAUUAUCUGAACAACGGAAGGGCUCACGAGGCAAGGUUUAAGACAACUGGAAAUUUUAGAAGUAGCAUACGGAUGUGCGGUGGAGUUUAAAUGCUAAAAUAUUCUAGGCAGGAGAAUAUUAUAUUGUAUAGAGAGAAUAUUAUAUUGUACAGGAGAAUAUUAUAGUUAGCACGUGAUCGGCGACCGAAGCCGCGACCAAGUCAUGUGACGAUUACUGUGUGUUCUCGUCAUCGCGGGGGAGGCUGAGGUCGUCCAGGAGAGAGGGAGUUCGCCCCCGUUCGUGAACCACGUUUAAAUGGCCGGCUGCGCGUCGAUUCCAAUUCAGUUUCGCUAUUACACCGCGAAAACGAGUCUGAAAUCUCGCAUACCCCUUUGUGAUACAUAAAUAUAUAUUUACCAUAUAUCUUUCGAAAACACCUUUCUUAUUUUUGCCUUUCGUUUUCGAUGAUUCCUGUGGAUAUAAAUUAGUAAUAGCUAUAAUAGCUGGAGAGAAAGAAUCGGAAGAAAAUUGAACAUUUAUAAAAAGAAGGUCGGAAAUUAUAAGGAUUUCUUAUAAUUUGCAAAAAGCGCUCAAAGCAAGUGUUUUUUUUUUUUCUUGACGAAUGCUCUUUGCCGUUUUGACAAAGCGGCAUUAAUUAAAAAUAAGCGCUUUAACGUGGCGCGAUGAUGUUUCAAGCUAGCAGAGAGAAGUAUCCUCGGCAUUGAACGCGAAAUCCGAAUUUCUCGAGAAAGCAAACUGCGUUUUGGCGUUUUGUGAUUUUUCUUCUUCUUACAAGGACAAUCUUUGAGAAUAAAAACGGAUCUUCUUGAAACCAAAUACUUAACAAACAUCAAAAAUGAAAAACGGUAACAAUUCGAUUGGAAGCGAACAAAGGUUGGAGGGCUACGUGAAUCACGGCUUAAGUGAAUCUACCAACAAUGUGGAUCUUAUUCAUUCAUAUCAAUCUUUUCAUAAUUCACACGGAAAUCAUCGAGACAUACAGGGUUCCUCGGAUUUUAUCUUGAUCGAAGAGCCAGGAGAUGAUGAGGUCAAGCAGAAGGAAGGUCUUUUAAGCUCGGCGUUGCAAUAUACAAGGCGGCGUGCCAGGGCCAUAUGUACAAAGAAAACCCUUUACAAGAGAUUGCCAUUCUUGAACUGGCUACCAAAAUAUAACAGUCAAGAUGCGCUUGGAGAUCUAGUGGCCGGAAUUACCGUGGGUCUCACCGUUAUUCCUCAGUCACUAGCAUAUUCGAAUGUCGCCGGUUUACCGCCGCAGUACGGUUUAUAUGGUAGCUUCUUGGGUUGUUUCAUUUAUGUAAUUUUUGGAUCCUGCAAAGAUAUACCCAUGGGACCUACUGCAAUAAUUUCUUUGCUCACUUAUCAAACAAUAUCUCAUUUAGACUCUCCGAUCCAACAUGCAAUUUUGUUGUGCUUCAUAGCCGGAAUUGUAGAGUUAAUAAUGGGUAUAUUUGGUCUCGGAUUUCUGAUAGAUUUCGUUUCCGGACCGGUAAGUUCCGGAUUUACGUCGGCAGUGGCUUUGAUAAUCGUCACAUCACAAAUCAAAGAUAUCCUUGGCAUCCCUGCCAAAGGUUCUCAAUUUAUUGAGAUGUGGCAUAGUAUCGGUGGACUGAUACACGAAACGUCAGCCUGGGAUGCUACUCUCGGAGCAUCUUGCAUAGGAUUACUGUUAAUUCUGAGGUUAUUAGCCACAUGCAAAAUUGGUCCGGACAAGGAAGAACUUCAUACUGCAAAACAUCGCAUCAUGAAUAAAUUCAUCUGGUUAAUCGGCACUUCACGAAAUGCACUUUUAGUAGUAAUUUGUGGUUUAUUGGGCUGGAGCUUCCAGGAUAAAUCGCCUGUCAAAUUGAUCGGUCAUAUACCAGGAGGUAUGCCCGUUAUACAAGUUCCACCUUUUGGAAUCAUCAAGGAUAGCAAUACGACGCUCACGUUUAUCGACAUGAUCGGCAAUUUGGGCAGUGGUAUUCUCGUUAUACCGCUCAUCUCUCUAAUGGAAGAUAUCGCUAUUUGUAAAGCCUUCGCUAACGGAAAAGCAGUAGAUGCUACGCAAGAAUUGAUAGCGAUCGGUUUAUCGAAUAUUGGAAAUUCCUUUGUACAAGCUUUCCCAAGUACAGGAUCACUCAGCAGAAGUGCGGUGAACAACGCUUCCGGCGUGAGGACACCGUUGGGCGGUGUUUAUACCGGUGUGUUGGUAAUUUUAGCUUUGCUGUUCCUUACUCCGUACUUUAGUUUCAUUCCACGUGCCACUCUAGCGGCGAUCAUUAUAGCCGCGGUCAUCUUCAUGGUUGAAGUCAAAGUCGUGAAACCGAUGUGGAGGACAAAGAAGUCAGAUCUCAUCCCGGGCGUGGGCACGUUCGUCGCGUGUUUGGUGCUGCAAUUAGAAAUAGGUAUUCUCUGCGGUGUUGGAAUAAAUAUUCUCUUCAUCCUGUACCAUGCCGCCAGACCGAAAAUAACGGUAGAGAAACUCAAGACUCUUCAUGGUAUUGAGUAUUUAAUGUUGACGCCCGAUCGUUGUUUAAUCUUCCCGUCGGUGGACUAUGUGCGCAAUUUGGUGACUAAAUACAGCCGGCGUGCCGAAAGUGUUGCGACACCUGUAGUGAUCGAUUGUUCACACAUUUAUGGUGCGGACUUUACGGCUGCUACGGUCAUCGAGACUUUGACAAAGGACUUUGCCUUGAGAGGCCAGCCACUCUUCUUUUACAAUCUGAAGCCGUCGGUAUACGCUGUCUUCGAGGGUGUCGAACCUACGGAUUUCACUGUUUAUUAUACCCAGGAAGGAUUAGACGAUUUGCUGAAGGAGAAAGGGUAUACGAAGCAAAUUAAAUAGAAGCGACAUGGAGAGCCGCAAUGGCUAGAAUUUUCGAUACAUUUACAUUUUCGAAGCUGGUAUUCUUCGAAAACUAUCUGAAUCGGCAACAGCUGAUUACUGAGAAUACACAAGAAUUGCAGAAAGGCAUUAUUUUGAUUAGACAUCGAAAUGAUGCAUUAAUUUCGCCAUGAAAGCGAAAUUAUGAAGCAAUUAUAUAUUUAUAUACCGUUGUUCUCGACAACAUUUCAUGCGUGCAAAAGUUUAUUGUGAGAUUUGAUAAUAUUUAAAAAAAUAUUUUACUUUUGCUUUUCACACUCGGAGAUUCACGCUACUUAAUAUAUAGCAAAAGAAAAAAAAAAAUAGAUAGAAAGAAAGCAUAUAAAAAAAAAUAUCGUCGAUCUAUAUUCAAUUUACGUUUAAUAGAAAAAACGUAACUCGACGCAUGUACUUUAACGGAGAGGCACGAAGCAAUUUUGAUUCUCACGUAUGGAAUUUGUAAUUGAAGAAGGCAGGAAAAAUAUUGUUGUAUUUUUCAAAAACAUCUAUAUAUAUGAUACUUCCGCCAUUAUGUACUUCGAAAAGAGAGAUAUUGUUAGAAUAGAUUGGAAAUAUCCUAUACGAUAGAUAUGAUAUAAAAAAAAAGAGAAAGAACGUUUAAAAAUUGUGUAAAAAAAUAAAAAGCGCAUCCUAGAAGAUAUCUUUAUAAUAUCUCGGGAUAUUAGAUAUUAAUAGAUUCAUUUUAGAAUAUUUAUUUAACUUUUUAAUGAAGCAUAAGUAUAUGUCUGUGUGUAACUAUUCUUAUCGAUAUUUAGCGUUUUCAGCGUAUUUAAAGUCCUUAUUUAAAAUUGUAGUGCAUAAAAGAGAUAUAUAAUAUACUGCAUUGUACAUUUUUAUACAUUUACUACAUCCAAAAUAAUACUUCGUGUUCUGAAAAUAUAUGUACAUAUGUAUAAUAAGUUCAAACAAUACUGUGAUAAUUUUAUAAAUAAUGUUUAGCACACAAUCGACGAAAGAUAUUCGUCUUCCGGCGGAAUCGCAGCUUCCUUCGUGAUAAAUAGCAGAUUUUUUGUGAAUUUUUAAAAUUCUUAUCAAAUCGAUAUUAUUAAUUUACAAGCGUAUUGAUGUUAAAUUUUAUUAUAAUUGUAUCGACUAAUAAGAAGGUUUGUUAUAUAUAGAAUUAAUUUAACAUAUGCAAAUUAUAUGUGGAUUAUUUUUUUUAUUGUA
Cataglyphis hispanica is the source of this 4133-nucleotide messenger RNA. It is a transcript of the gene Esp, whose product is annotated as sodium-independent sulfate anion transporter-like. Gene Ontology annotation, cellular component: membrane. The transcript is spliced from 11 exons. Gene Ontology annotation, biological process: transmembrane transport. Gene Ontology annotation, molecular function: sulfate transmembrane transporter activity. Lineage: Eukaryota; Metazoa; Arthropoda; Insecta; Hymenoptera; Formicidae. The coding region runs from base 939 to 2927 and encodes 662 amino acids. The record is from RefSeq and is a predicted model, not a curated record.